AUGCCUCUCAGCAGCAAACUGAACCUCGAAGUAGGUUGUAAAACCUGGAGAUUCAAUCAUGAGGACCAAUCGACCGCUGGUGGGCCUCCAAAGCGUGGUGGUCAAUUUCAAUCCCCUAGUCGGCCACGUCCAACAGCGCGUCAAUCUCUAAGUCAUGAUCGACAACCACCACCCGAUGCGACUGUUGUCUCAGAUCCACGCCCUACAUCCGAGCAGAAACGGGCGCCUUCUGAAACCUCGCGUCGAGAGCGCGAAGCGAUGGAAGCCGAAAAAGCCAGGAUUGAAGAGAUGGCCCACCGAGCUGCCGCUGAGCAACAAAGAAUCGAGGAGAUGGCCCAACGGGCUGCUGCCGAGCAACAACGAAUCGAGGAGAUGGCACAAGCGGCUUGUCUCGAGAAGAACCGACUCGAGGAGAUGCGACAAAGAGCUGCUGAGGAAGAGGCCUUUAGGCUAGAACAGCAACAGUUGAUCGAUGACGAAAAGAAGAGAAUGCUUUAUGAGGCUGAUCAACGUCUCCAACAACUACGUGAACAAGUUGCUGCAGUCGAAGAAAAACACCGCGCUGAGCUAGCCCACUGGGAAGAGCGAGAACGACGUGCGACUCUUCUAGAAAUCGAAGCCGAGGCGCGUGCCAAGGCCAGGGACGAGGCCGAGGAAGCCAAAGCCCUGGAACGUAACCGAGCCCUCGAACUCGAACGUGUGGCUGGAAUAGAGCGCGCUAGGAAUGAUGCCAUAGAACAAUAUAGGCGGGUUCAAGAAGAAGUUCGCAGGACGCAAGAUGAAGCCAGACGAGUACAGGAGGAAGAACUUCGGAAAGAGCUCGAUGAAGCUCGUAAGAAGUUUGCGGAGGAAAAAGCAGCUCUCGAAGCAGACCAUCAAGCUAAGAUGGCUCAGAUUAAGGAAAUGCAACUCGAAAGCCAAAAGACUGGAGAAGACUUGAAGGAGCAGAUGGCAACAUUCAAUGGUUGUUCAUGGUUGUUAACGUUUUCUUCUCAUCUUGCAAACAUCACCUUCAUCCUCCUAGCGCGCAAUUUGAAACUCCAAGAAUUGCAAGUUAUGCGUAAUAUAUCCAGCGUGGCCGGCGGAGGCUACCUGUCAUCCGAUCCAAGUGUCACUAAAUCUGCGCCUGCUGCUGCUAAUACCAUUUCUCUCGAUGGACCCAUCCCCGACGAUCUACCACCGGCCGAUCGCGAGAAAUGGGUCAGACAUAGGCGCGAAAAUCUCAAGAGAACCAUAAUGGAAGGCGUAGGACUAACUCAUGGUCAGUCUCACCCUGAUGAAUGGAGACCCUCUGGAAGGCUACCAGGCCGCGUCAUCGGUCUCUCUUCAACAUCCCAAUGGGGUACUCCGGCUCCUCGAUAUCCCACCAACUCUACAGGGCACAAUGCAUUACGUACCCCUUUUGUUCCAGGUUCAAGUGUGAUGCACCUGGAACCAUCACAUCGAAUGGGUCCUGUUCAUCAAACAAGUCAAUAUCCCAAGCAUUCGAGUUCGGGCGGCGCUUCAGCCAUGGCUGGCACUCCUUACCUAAACUAUGGACCUCCACCUGGAUCCUCUAUGGGCUGGGGUGCCCCACACGGACGGUCGGCGAGAAGCGCCGCAGGUAAUCUAAGACCGUACGGAAACCCGGGAGUCUCAGAACCAAACGGACCAAGGCACUACUCGGCUUCUGGACAAGGACAGCAGCCAGAGGAAGACAAUGAGCAAUUCUGCGUAGUUUUCACUUACCUCUACAUCUGCGCGGUGCUCACGGACUCGUUCUCGAGAGCAACACUCACUGUUCAAGUCAUACCCGGGUUUGAGUACGAAAGAAUAUUCGGUGAGGUAUUUGGAAGUACCUUGAGGGAUAUUCCCAACAUACCACCUGCACAUCAGAUGACUGUAGAGGCCCAACAGAUCCUACGGGAAUCUGCGAUGAUUCAACGUCGCUUAGCCGUCAAUGAUUUAAUCCAACGCGCGAAGGUGAUGGGCGCUAAUGGUGCGAUCGGCUUGGGAUUCCAUACAAACCCGAUAUCUCAAACCUGUUGUGAAGUUGUAGCCACAGCGACGGCAGUUAGGCUUGUAGCCUGUGAUAAAAUGGCUGUGUUGCCUAGCAACGUGGAGCACGCUACCCGGAUUGCUCACGAGAACGAACGCUCAGGCUAUCAGCCACCUAAUGCAGGCAUGAAUGGGAAACAAAAUGAUCAGGACGGUCAGAAGAAAAAGAACAAAGGUAAAGGUAAAAAUGGUGGAGAGAAUCAAUCUUCGACUGAUCAAGACCAGAGUGAAUCGACUCAUGACCGAACUCAAAAUGAGGGAGGUAAGAAUAAAAAAGGCAAUAAGCAACAACAGAAGCAAUCGAAGAAUAAUGACAAUGCAGAUUCUGGUUGGGGGAACACGAACACGAACGCCGACUCGAAUGACUGGAAUUCUAAUGCUUGGGGAUGCGGUGAUAUGGGUGAUUCAAAUGCUAACGAUGAUUGUGAGGAGGAAAGCUCGCAACAAGAUGCCUGGGGCUCCUCCUGGCAAGAUAAUCAGGGUAAAGGCGGAGGCCAGAAAGGCGGGGAGAAAAAUAUGUCGAAGAAAGAAAAGAAAAAUCAAGCCCGAGCUUCUCAAAAUCAACAGGUUGAUGAAGACCGAGGGAGGAAUGGCGGGAAUGGUGGUGGGGGCGGAACAUGGGAUGAGCCUGACCAAGGAUGGGGUAACAACAAUGCUGGAAACUCGAACGGACGCAAUAAUGGCAAAAAUAACAACUCGAACAACUACAACAAUGGUAAUAACAACAACAGCAACUCAUGGAACAACAGCAACAACAGCAACUCAAACGGAUACGAUAAUGGCAACAACAGCAACUGGAACGAACGGAACGAUGAAGCAUGUAAUCAAAGAUCUGACAUGAAACGCCAACAGAACUCGUCUGGUGACGGAGAUUGGAAUGCCGAGUCAUCUCAAUCGAACAACAAUUCACAGCAAUGGAAUGACAACAGAAACCAGAAGCAAGGCAACAAAAACUAUGACUCUUCUUGCAAUUCACAGUCGGGUUCGGGUCAGCGCAACAACAAUAACAACAAGAAUAACAACAACAACAACAAUAACAACAACGAUGGCCAACAAAGGAAUGGAAAAUCGAAUCAGAACUGGAAUGGCAAUCAAUCCAAUUGCAGAAACCAGAACAACGGUAAUGGAAAUUCCCAGCAAGAUGACGGAGACGGUGACGCUUGGGGCACAAACAACUCUUGGGGAGGUAAUAACAACCAGAAGACGAACGGACAAGACAGUUGGCAACAGAAUGAAUGCGAUAAUGAAGAUUCCAACGGUAAGAAAAAGGAUAAGCAGAACCAGGAAGGUAAGAAGGGAAAAGCUGGAAAAGGAGCGCCUAGCCAAGCUGAAAUCGCGCGUCGCAAGGAGGAAGCUCAACGGAAUAAGGCCAACAAUGACAAGAACGGUCAGAAGCAGAAUAAGAAGGGGAAGCAACCUCCACCGCCUCCAGAGGAUGACGAUGACGAUGAUGAUGACGCUGAUGAUGGAAUGAUGGGGGGUGCUUUUGAGUUCGCCAAUUACCAGCCAUCUAUUCUUUAUCCAACUUAUGCUCUUGUUUGGCUAACGGCUCUAGCUGGAAUCAAGGCAUCGCACUCAAUCAUACACGCAAAGAACCUGGUUACCCAUUUCUAUUCGAGAGGCACAUGUAGCUAA
This is a messenger RNA of Melampsora larici-populina 98AG31, 3672 nucleotides long. RefSeq lists its product as uncharacterized. NCBI's taxonomy places the organism in Eukaryota, Fungi, Basidiomycota, Pucciniomycetes, Pucciniales, Melampsoraceae. The transcript is spliced from 20 exons. Bases 1 to 3672 code for a protein of 1223 amino acids. The record is from RefSeq and is a predicted model, not a curated record.